UCCACCACCACUUCCCCGAUUCCCGCAUGUGUACUCUCGACACAACUUUGUCAAUCAAUAAUAGAGACAGAGAGCAGUCCCGGUGGAUCCCGAACGCCUCCGCAUUUUCAUUCAUCCCUCCGUUCCCUCAUAGCAUCAUUUCCCCGAAUAGUUGAUUCAGUUGUCGUAUUUUGGGGCAUAAGGAGCUGUCAAAAGUCGUCACGGGGAAGAGUGAAAUAGGAAGGGGCAUUUAAUGUGAUUAACAUCUCUCGAUCGACUGAAAGACUGAGUUGUCUUCCGGGUGGAAGAGGAGGCAGGCUUAUCGCGAACAGCUGGCCUCAGAUAUAAAAUAUCGCGGAUAUUAUUCGGGGGACUACCACGGAUUGUCAGGGAAAUGGCACAGGAAGCCUCCAGGAGUGUCGAUGAGAAAAGCUACAUUUUGGAUGCGCGAAAAAAUUAUGAGGAUGGCAACAGCUUGGGGACCGAUGACUCCUACGACGAUAUGAGACAGCUCGUGAGGGGGGAGGAGGAGGAUGAGUCGGGUAAAUUCUCUAGUCUGCCACUGGCGAGCUUUAAUUUCAUCAAUUCCAUCAUCGGGAGUGGAGUAAUUGGAAUCCCCUAUGCCCUACAUCAGUCAGGCUUUGGCCUCGGAAUAGGUCUCCUGAUAGUCGUAGCUGUUCUCACCGAUUAUUCGUUGAUUCUCAUGGUCAGGAGUGGACAUUUGUGUGGAGAGAUGAGUUAUCAGGGACUUAUGAGGGCCAGUUUCGGAAGGGUUGGAUUCUAUAUACUUACGACCCUACAAUUUAUUUAUCCAUUUAUUGCCAUGGUAUCGUACAACGUUGUUGUGGGUGAUACAGUAACAAAAGUUAUAAUCCGAGUAUUUGGCCUGAGAGAGGACAAUAUAUUCGGUAAACGUGAAGUUGUCAUUCUGCUAGCAACAAUGUGGAUAACAGUGCCACUGUGUUUAUACAGAAACGUAGCGAGACUAGCUAAAAUAUCGUUCCUCUCGCUCGUGUGCGUCGGCUUCAUUCUGCUCGCCAUUUUCAUCAGGAUGAGCACAAUGGCGGCCAUUGUGCCAGAAUCCACCGACAGCUGGAGAUUCGCGUCGAUAAGAGGCGUUAUCCCCUCAAUAGGCAUAAUGGCAUUCGCGUUUAUGUGCCAUCACAACACAUUCCUCAUUUAUGGGUCCAUCGAGCGUGCGACCCAACAGAAGUGGGACGUAGUGACCCACUGGUCUCUAUUCACGUCUUUCAUUGUGGCCAGUGCUUUUGGAAUCGCGGGUUAUGCCACAUUUACGUCACACGUUCAGGGCGAUCUCAUGGAGAACUACUGCUGGGACGAUGAUCUCAUGAACUUCUCGAGGGUUAUGUUCAGUGGGACCAUCUUGCUGACGUUUCCCAUUGAGUGUUUCGUCACACGGGAGGUAAUCCUCACAGCAAUAAAAGGAACCGACGAGACUGAAAAUCACGACAUGUACAUCGCCGGUUCCGAUCGCCGAUACUUGAUCAUCACAAUGGGAAUAAUAACAGUCGCUUACUUCAUCUCGAUGACGACCGAUUGUCUCGGGGUUGUCCUCGAAUUGAAUGGAAUAUUGGCGGCAGUGCCCCUAGCCUACAUCCUCCCAGCCCUGUGCUAUCUCAAAUUGGAAAAUGGCGGACUUCUCUCACCUCAGAAACUUCCGGCCCUGGGGCUCUUCGUCGCCGGCAUUUUUGUCGCUGUCUCCGGGCUCUUACUCAUCAUCUUCAAUGACGAUAGGGAUGAGUCGUGCAAACACGGACAGGUCAUGGGUUAUUGUCUGAGAAAUUCAACAAUUUCUACGACCACUUCUGCGCCGGAAGUCACGACCGCUGUUAAACAGCUGAUCACGACAACUGCGCGAGUCAUUUCAAGUUCCACUGGGAUUACCGAGAAUUCUGAAGGCACAAGUGUUGAUUCUCUUCUCAUUGGGACUACGGCUAGGCCUGAGAUGACCUUGAAAGGGUAAUUUUGACUUCCGGUUUGAAACAAAUUUUGGAUAAUUUAUUUAUUUCACUGUUUUUGUUGGUGAGUUAUUCAAUUUUUUUUUUCUGCAAAAAUACGGAAUUUCAAGGGUGAACGCAAAUUUAAAUUAGUUUUUGUCUAGAUUUAAUCAUUUUUAGACGCGAUUUUUAAUCUCUUCAAUUAGUUAAUCAAUUAUGUAGACUGGAAGAAUUAUUUCUUCGAUUAUCUAUAAUUACAGGGUCAAGUAGUCAUGGGUGAAUUGAAGAUGAAGCUUCUGACAAAUUAAUUACUCUAAUUAUUAAUUUUGAAUUUUUGUUUAAUUUUUCUUUUUUUUGUUUUUGUUGGUGAAUUAUU
Messenger RNA from Diachasma alloeum, 2313 nucleotides. Its product is annotated as putative sodium-coupled neutral amino acid transporter 11. NCBI's taxonomy places the organism in Eukaryota, Metazoa, Arthropoda, Insecta, Hymenoptera, Braconidae. The record is from RefSeq and is a predicted model, not a curated record. Gene Ontology annotation, biological process: amino acid transmembrane transport. The transcript is spliced from 7 exons. Bases 374 to 1963 code for a protein of 529 amino acids. Gene Ontology annotation, molecular function: amino acid transmembrane transporter activity.